This is a messenger RNA of Cercopithifilaria johnstoni, 3378 nucleotides long. The record is from the annotation of a GenBank genome assembly. Lineage: Eukaryota; Metazoa; Nematoda; Chromadorea; Rhabditida; Onchocercidae.
AUGAGUCGUAAGGUGACAGCUUAUGGUUUUCUAUAUGUUGCACCACCAAACAUCGACUUUUCUCAGCCAUCACAUUCUGCAAAGAGAUGGCAACGACGAUGUUUUACAUUAUAUGAAGAUGGUGAACUAAGUUAUGCGCUGGAUGAUGAUCCGGAAACAGUUCCACAGGUUAAAAUGGAUAUGAAUCUGUGCAUACGGGUUUGUGAAGCAGAUGUAAUAACGGGUCAUUCGCAUAGUAUUCUAGUAGCAUUCCGAAAUGAUUCCUCAAAUUCCGGUAUUACUGGUACUUGUGAUAAUAUCGAAAAGGAUGCCACAACUACUAAUAAGCAUGUGCCAAUUUGUUAUAUGAAAGCUGAUACAACCGAUGAGAUACGAUGGUGGCAAAGCUUACUUCAAAAAUAUGCGAAACGUAGUAUUUAUCGUAUGACUGCGACACCAAUGCGUAUGCUUGAUGAUGAACAACAACGGAUAUCGGAUGAAAUUGUUGAUACAGAAGAAAUGAUGGAAACUUGCGGACCAACAAUUAUUCAGGUGAAUGAUUCACUCUCUCGUCCAGCGAGUACUUCAUCAACACGAUCAAAUUAUGAGGUACAGCAGCAACCAAUAUCACAAUUGGAUCCGUUGUCAAGCGUGGUAACACGGGUAGGCUUGGGCACUCGUUCGAGCUCUGUUGAUGCACAUCACGGGACACCACGAGCUGUAAAAUAUCGAAAUAAAGUUAAUAAAGAGGAACCAUCACGGAAAUCAACAAAUGAUGGAAUUACGAAUACUGCAGGAACACCUCCAGAAACACCACCACCACUUCCAGAAUCACCAUGUCCUCCGUUAUCUUCUCGAAAGACACCACUUUCUACUCCGUUUUCGAUUGAUACAUCUAGUGCACAUACACUUAGGAAAGGCUGGUUGAUGCUACGGGGUAAAGGUGCUUCUGAAUGGACAAAACAUUGGGUGGUAUUGGCUGGGCUUUCACUCAAAUUGUAUAAAGAUGUCUGGGCUGAAGAUUCUGCUGAACCGUUGCUUUCCGUAGACCUCAAUGAAUGUGAAAAUGUUUAUCCAUCAGCUUCUGCUAAAAAUUAUGGCAUUGAAAUCAAAUGUCGGCGAACUCGCUAUGUGCUUUCGGCAAUGACACCUGGAAUAAGGGACAGUUGGAUUUCAGCUCUGCAACAAAAUUUACACAAUCCUUCGCCUACUUAUGCUGAACCUUGUGCAAGUGAUGCUGCAAGUUUACCUGAAAGUGAUCUGGCCUCGUUAUUACCGCGCAAAAAACAUAUUGCUUACGUGGCACCUGAAUCUCAUCACUCAAAUUCAAUGAUGGAUGACGAAUCAUGUACUGAAGAUGAAUUGAAUUCUCUUGAUCGACCGUUCAGAACUCAACAAAGAAGUCUCUCCGAAAGAUCAUUCGAAUCGUCAGACGACGAUAACGAAGUUGACAAUGACCGGCGACAUUCCCCUCAGCAACAUCAUAGUGGUCGCGAUCAAAGCUUAUCACCAACUUUCCGUCGUUCGCCGGUGUCACGUAUCAAAGAUAAAUCAACCAAUCGACAACAAAAUGGUGCGAUAAGGAAUGGUUCUAGUUCAUCGCUUUCAUCUGUUAUACCUCCAACUGUGCAAUCGCAAAGAUAUAAUUCAUCGAGGUCAAUAUCACGAGAACAGAGUGCAUCUCUGCAGGAGAUGAGAUUACGAACACUCGAAUCACAGGUGGAAAAUCUCCGUGAUCAGCUACAAGAUACAACAUCAAGACUUGGUGAAACAAGAAGUGAAAACGAGCGUUUACGAUGUCUUUUUUUGAGUAGCGACUCACAAGGCCUUUCGCAAUUACGACGUAGUCUUACGGCGGCUGAAGAAGACGUAAUCCGAAAACGUGAAGAAAUGGAAACAUUGCGGAGGCAGCUUGCUACACCAACUCGAGAAACUGAUCCACAAUGUGAAAUUAGGUAUAAACAAGUCGUUGAGCAGUUUACAAAUCUGCUCAAAGUUCAAGUUGGUGCUUUAUCACGUUUUGUGCAUUCCCAAGCAGGUAGUAUUGAAUACGCCGAACUGCGACAAUCCGUCGAUCAGCUAAUUCGAAGAGUAGCUGGCUUAGAUGAAAUUACUCAAAUGGAUAGUAAAAUGAAUCUCAUUGAGGAAAUGUUGAAUAAUGUAUCUGAAGCUUACGAAAAGGUAAGUAAAGUACUGAUAAGAACACAAUGCGAGGCACAAGGAAAAGAUGUUCAUGCGGAACGUCCGUCAUCAGAAGAUAUUGCUGAUGAAGUGCGGGAUUUGGAAAAUGAACUGGAGGAACUUCAGGCUGCUCAUGCUGAAGAAAUGGAAUCUAUGCAAUCCAAGUUUGAGUAUCAGUUAAAAUUACUUCGAGAACGCCUGCAGCAUGAAGAACAUCGGCGGAAAAAAGCACAGGAGGAGUUGCAGACAUUGAAUUCUUUAAAUGAUCAUUCGUUGUCCACAAUGAAGAAAACGCAUGAGGAAAUGUUGGCGGAACAAAGACGACAAUACGAGGAGCAAAUUGCUGCGCUUCAUGAAGAACAUGCAGCGGAAUUGCAAGAAGAAAAGAAAGCCACCAGAAUGGCAUUGGAUGCAGUACAGCGAGCGCAUGAUGCUGAAUUGAGAAAUAUUAAUGAAAAAGUUCGCAAUAUUGGUAGUAAUAAUAUAAUCUCGACCCAAGCAAACAUCUCUGCGGAAUCAAGGACCGAUAUGCAGUCUACAAGACAGAGUAAAAUGUUGGAACAAAUGAGUGCUGAAUUAGCUCAAUUGUCGGCGUUGUACUCGGCAAAAUGUCUCGAGAAUUCUCAGCUCGAUGAGAAGAUGUCUUUAUUGCUGGCCGACAAAGAAAACCAGUCAUCUUUGAAUGAUGUAGAAACCCAAAAUCGACGUUUGCAUCGUGAAUUGAGGCAAAAAGACACGAUAAUUGAAGAGCUAAGGAAGACGGUGGCAUUUCUGCAGCACCGGUCUGUUGAUUUGACCGGUGAAGAACUUCCAAUUAAAUAUGAGGAACGCGCAGACGACGUACCGCUAUUGCUAGAGGAAUCGAUGACAUCCCAAGUAGCUCAAACUCAUUCCCCAACUCUCCAACAACAGCAGAUAGCCCUCAGCUUUCCAACACUCAACAACAGCAACAACAUAGCAACACAACCAGCAGCUGUCGUUUCAUCGAUUUGGCGUCUACCAUCCGGUCAAGGAGUCAAAUUUCGAAAAAAUCGUCAAGUGACACCAAAAAUGACUUCAAGACGUAAUGACGUUAGAUUCCAUAGCAAUCCAGCGAUACCGGUGAGUGAAAUAACAAGUGAUUAUCCGGCUAGUGAGUUACGACGUUCGAUGAUUAUUCCAGUUAGCGAGCGCCGGAAAUUCUUUGAAACGAUCGCUGAAUACAGUCAUCCUUUCUAA